Molecule: messenger RNA, 1026 nt
Organism: Naegleria lovaniensis
Lineage: Eukaryota; Heterolobosea; Eutetramitea; Acrasida; Naegleriidae
Exons: 1
Coding region: 1-1026 (341 amino acids)
Source: RefSeq, a predicted model, not a curated record
AUGUUCUCCAACAAACCCUCUGUGCCAACCUCUCUGGUGAUGAACAAUGCAAUGGUAUCAAGAUAUGCAUGCAUUAUGGAUAACCAAAUUUAUCCUUUUAAACAAACAAUUCAAAACUCCAUAAUCAUCAAUGAAUUAACUUUCAAUCACGAAUUAUUCAAAAAGAAAUUACAUCAGCAUGCAACCAUCUAUUUUAUGAACAUUAAUAAUAUUGUUCCGAAUGUUACCAGUAUUAUUUAUAUCAAUGAUAAAUAUUAUGGAACUUUGGAUAAAUUGAAUCAUGUGCUUCAAGUGGAAUUACUGCCAGCAACUUUGACUCGUAUGAUGAUUAAAGAGAUGAACACAUUAAUUUUUAACAAUACUUUUAAGGAAACUAAAGAAACUCAAUCCGAAAUACUUGAAAACUACAAGGACAAAUUAUUUGAGAACAUUAAUAUGGCCACUCUGAACAGUUACAUCAAAACAGGAAAAAUUCAACUAGAUUCCAACUCUCCAACCAUUUCGGAAUUGGACAAAUUUCUCGUGGAACAAGAAACCAAACGCAUCAAUGACACAAAAAAGGUUAAAUCUAUUUUACAGGUGCAGUUGAGCGAUUUAACAGACAGAUUAUCUUUUCAAACAAAGAACAUGAGUCCAGGAAGUGGAAAUAAUGACUCUCAACUCAUUGAAUGGGCAGAAAAACAAUACAAAUAUCUAGAGAGUGAUAUUAUGAACAAGUAUUUGAAUAUCUUGCAUUGUGUGAAUAUUUUAAAGUACUUCAAUCUGAAUAUUAUGAAUGCAAGUAGUGAAACUAAUUUAAAGCAGAUUGAACUUUUGUUUGAAUUAAUUCAAGACAAAUCUCUCGAUAAGGUUUCAGCUCAAGAGUUGAAAGACAAAAGAAAAGAAGUGAAUUACAUGAUUCAAGAGAGAAUUCAACUUUUGAAGAAAUUAAUCAACACUGAAAAUCCUGCAUCGACCACACGUGUAGCAGACUCUAAUACUUCCUCUACAAGUAAUGUCACAAAUUCUGCAAACAAGUCUAUAUAA